GUGACACAGCGACAAGGAGUGAAAACGACAACCUUUACUUUCUGUAGAAAAUUUUCACUGCAUUGAUAGAUGUCACCCCAAGAUUGAGUAACUAUACGUCUGACGUCAUCAAUAUAUGUGUAGGUCAGCCAUAUUGAUCCAAAUUUUCUUGAUGAAUUAACUGCAAUAAAAGUUUGAAUUAUUGGAUAUUGUCCCGUUCAGCCUUGUGCGGCGUGCAGUAUGGCUACUGAUGGCUCGUCAUUUACCACUUCACUACGAAGAACUGUAUUAGAAUUCUGCAAAGAUAACUAUCCGUUUAAUGAUUCUGUGACGAUACAAGGAAUCAUAUGCCUAACGCCAGAGGAUAGCAAUAAGGACACUACUGUUAGAUUUCACAAUCGACUAGUGAAGAACAAUGAGAAAAUUACAUCAUUCGAGGCAGAGUUUAAUCUGAAGAAGUUAAGCGGUGUGUCUAAUGAAGCGCAAACGAAUGACUCUGUCAACAAGAAUCAAGAGGCUUCAACGAAUGAUGCUGGAGAUGGGCAAAUCCCAUUGAGCUCCAUCAAGGUGGAGGUUUCGGAGGCGGAGGAGGGUGAAAUACCAGAUGACGAAAUACAUAUGGAUCAGGAUGAAGGUGCAGCUACAGUGACAACGACAGGCGAUAAUUCCAAGAAUGAUAACAGCGCCAAUAACGCAGCUGAUAAUGACCACCAAGAUGUUGCCGUUGACGACAAUGAUGCUGACCCAGGUUCUCCUAAAAAGGGUACGGAUCCAAUAACAGCGCAGUCACGGAUGUCACCAGAUGAGAUGCGUGCAAUGAUACACGACAAACUUGUUUCCAUGGCAGCAAACAGCAAUGAAGAACUACCGGACUAUAUCAUGGUGCUCUUGGCCAAUAAGAAAACAAUGUCUCAAAUGUCAGCUGACUUGAGCUUAUUUCUUGGUGAUAAUACAGAGGAGUUUCUUGAUUGGCUCCCUAAACAUUUUCCAUAUUUGGCAAAAUCUGAUUCGGAUACUCCCGAAAAACAGGACAUUAAGGAUGGUGGGGCUAGUAAUGUUGGGUGUAAAUCAAAACUGAAUAAGUCUUUUAAUUUGGAGACAUCCAAAGAGAGUCUCGAUUGGGAUGAUCAGGAGGUUCAUGAAAAUCACCAUCAAGAUGUGGAAGAUGAAAAAAUUGAACAAGGUUCUGAGGCUGAAGAAGCUCAAAGUGAGGAAAAUGAGGAAUCAUCCGAGGAAGAAGAACAAAGUGAAGAAGAACAAAAGGACCAAUCAGAAGAGAGCGAAUCUAGCGAGGAAUCCUCAUCUAGCGAAUCAGAAUCAGAGGAGGAAUCGCAAGAAAAUGAAGUGACAUCGUCUUUGUCAAGAACAGCUGAUACUAAGAAAGAAAGCAGGAGACGACAUUCCACACGACGUGAAAAGGAAGACAUCGCAGACAUACUCGAAGAUGCGCCGGAUAUUGAUGAAUUUGCAAUGGAGGCUCAGAAAGAGGCUGCUGUUAAGUCGAAAAAGUCCCAAAGACAUGAACGUAUUAAACAUGAAAGUAGUCCCAAAAAGUCACGCAGAAACAAAGAUAAAGAAAGUAGUCCCCAGAAACACAAAUCAGAUCGGCAUCGAGAGAGACAUAAAGAGCAUUCAUCACGCUCUAGCAGAUCAGAAAACAAAAAAGAGGCUCAGAAAAAGAAGCCUACAAUGAUCAAGACGUAUGAAGAAUGGCCAGGUGAAGAGAGGAAAUCGCGGGAAAAGAAAAGCGCAGGUAGAAAUAUAAAAAAAGAAGAGAUCGACCUUCCCCCUGGGGCAGAUGAGUGGUCAGCUGAGAGCUAUCGUGACACAAAAUGGAUGGGCUCUGAAUCUCGGGUCACUCGAGUGCGAUCUCCCGAUAGAAAUGCCAGAAGUGUUCCUCUGAGGUCCCCAGAUCGUGGAAGGGUAUCGAUGGGACUGAAGUCCCCCGAGAGAGGGAAACCAAGGUCAAAUAAUAGACCAAUCAGGUCCCCUGAUAGGGGCAGCCAGAGACCAAUUAUGAGGGAUGAUCGAAUGGAUCGAUGGAAAAUUGACCCCAAAGAAAUGCAUCGGCGUAUCAGUGCUGAUAUGGAUCGACGUCGAGCUCACAAAACCUCUCCAUUAUCCCAAGAUCAAAGGAUAAGACAUAACAAAAGCCGAUCCAGGAGCGAAUCAAAAGAGAGACGAAUGAUGAGAUCAGUCCCUGUCGAUGCCCGAGCUCAGCGACGAAACUUCGAAUCACCCCCACUAGAGGGUCACAAAGGUCGAUCACAGAGACAGUAUCGUAAGCAAAGUAUGAGCCCUGUGAGAAAACGCCCCCGUCAUAAUGAGAGCUUAAGUCCUACACCUGCUGCACGUGAUGCUAGAUUCCGCUCAGGUAGCUUAGGCAGGGAGCAUACACUGACUCAUGUCGUUGACUCAAGGGGACGCGUUGUGCGGAAACCGCUCUCAAGUGGCGGUGAAGAUUCCGAUUCAAGGUCACCUUUGAAAAAACGACCUCAUGAUGAGGCAAGAAGCUCAAUCGACAGAAUAAAUGAACUUGCACGAAAACACAGGCAAGAGAAGCGUCAACAUAGACAUCAAAAAUCAGAAGAACCAGUUAGGAGACCUAUGAGAGCCCCGGAACCCCAACCGGAAGAGGAAGAAGAUUCCAGUGAUAAUUCCAGCGAUAAUUCCAACGAAUCAGAUGAGAGCAGUGAGGAAGAAUCGCCAGUUCGUCAACCGAGACAUAGAAAAGAUUCUACUAAAUUCCCGAAACAGAAAUUCCGCACAGUUGGAGGAAAAAAUCAAUAUGAGGAAGAGGAAGAUUCUGACGAUGACGUCCUAAAACUAAAUAACAGAUCAGCUGUACAACGUGCUCAAAGUCCCCGCCAAUAUAGACGCAAUAAAAAUCAUAGUCCCGAUUCUCCUCCUGAACCUAGCUCAAGUGACAAAAGAUUACACGGAAGUCGACAUGGUCGAAACAUCAGAAGUAAAUCGCCCAAUGACAGCAGAGGUCGGCAGCAGUAUAAAGGUGGAAGCUCAGAACAAGAUCCUCGUCACUCCGCAAGCCGUGAUCGGGGGGAUAAUAGAGCACGGAAUACGACGCGUGAAAGGUCAUCAAGUCAGAGGGUUUCAUCUAGUAGAAAGGGCAAUAUGAGGUGAUAGUGAGCGAUUCAAAUUAGAGCAUUAUUCAACAGUUGCCAGCAUGGAUUAAGUCCGGCUCAUAAAUGUGCAUUUCACUAUUAGCUUUAAACUGAGAUUCAUUUCUUAGGACCUUGCUCCCCUCUCCUAUGAGUUAACCUAAUUGCGAAUCAUACAGUCUAUGCCGCCAAAUGAUCAUGAAGGUAUGUAAGGGAAAAAGUUGCAAUUUGGCCGGUUUAACCCCAUUGAGAAGGGGACAAUCACAAUGUUGCAUAUCCACUUUAAAAUUUUCCCUAAUUAUAGCAAACUUUCUAUAUUAUGCCUGGGUCACAUUUGCUGUGAUUCAUCGCCGGCGCCCGGCCAAUUGAGUAUUUUGUUCAAAAUUGAAUACAUUUUUGAACAAAAUA
Owenia fusiformis is the source of this 3506-nucleotide messenger RNA. Lineage: Eukaryota; Metazoa; Annelida; Polychaeta; Sabellida; Oweniidae. The record is from the annotation of a GenBank genome assembly.